AUGAAUUCAAUCAGAGCAUUAAAGCCCUUUGCCUUGCGAUUCACAGCUUCAACUCUCCCCGCACUUUCACGAUCCUACUCAGCCAAAUCCUCCUACAAAUUUAUUCAAACUACAGAACCAAGACCUGGCGUGGGACAAAUAACAUUAAAUAGACCUGAAGUAUAUAAUGCCCUGUCCGCAUCCCUCAUUACCGAACUCAAUGAUGCUCUCUUGACAUUCGAUAAAUCACCCGACAUAGCUGCCAUUGUACUUACCGGAUCUGAAAGAGUCUUUGCGGCCGGUGCAGAUAUUCAAGAAAUGGCACCUCUUACCUUCUCUGAAGCCUACACAACCUCUUUCAUAGAAUCCUGGUCGAGUCUUACAACAGUCAUCAAGAAGCCAAUAAUCGCAGCGGUAUCAGGGUAUGCCCUGGGAGGAGGCUGCGAAUUGGCUCUGAUGUGCGAUAUUUUAUAUUGCACUGAAAAUGCAACUUUCGGACAACCAGAAAUUAAACUCGGAACGAUACCAGGAGCUGGUGGAAGCCAAAGACUAACAAGGGCAAUUGGAAAAGCCAGAGCUAUGGAAAUUAUUCUGACUGGCGGGAGAUUUAGAGGCAAAGACGCAGGAGAAUGGGGAGUCGCUGCAAGGACAUUUGAUAACUGGGGAGAGUUGAUUAAGGCCGCGCUGGGUACCGCCGAGACGAUUGCUGGAUAUAGUAAAGUAGCAGUGCAGGCUGCGAAGGAGGUCGUCAACAAGAGCCAGGACUUACCACUCAGAGAUGGUGUGGAAUAUGAGAGAAGAGUUUUUCACAGCCUGUUUGGGAGUGAGGAUCAAAAGAUUGGCAUGAAGGCUUUUUUGGGGGAAAAGAAGGCCAACUGGACUCAUAAAUGA
This is a messenger RNA of Sclerotinia borealis F-4128, 870 nucleotides long. NCBI's taxonomy places the organism in Eukaryota, Fungi, Ascomycota, Leotiomycetes, Helotiales, Sclerotiniaceae. The record is from the annotation of a GenBank genome assembly.